AUGCCUUCACCAGAACAAUCUGACCCGAAGGAUGAUAAGAACAUCAAAUCCUCAGUCGAAAAAUUUAAUCGAGUUGGAUAUUUCUUCGAACCAAUAACGGAGAUUGGAGAUAAGGUUGCAAGAUUAUACCAGGAAGGUCGCGCCGGCCAGGUUGAUCACCAUUUUUUCAAAGAUGAUCUUCUGUCAAAUGAGUCGGCCAAAGAUUUACUUGCUUGUUACCCCAAAGUGACCAAGUUCAAGCAUCUUUGGGGUACGGUUCAGGACUUCUACUGCUGGGACAACCCUUCUACAGUAAAACCUGGUAUGGUCAUAUAUCUACUCGAGCCACACUCCAAAUUCGUAUGUCUUGAGGACUCUCAUUGUCGUGAAUUUGACACCAUGUGUGAUGAUGACCAUGCUUUCCAUCUUUCUCGUGAGGAUGCAGAUCGCUUUAGCAGAAAGGAAUUCGACUCAGGAAAAGGCGGCGUCCUCUUCGUUGAUCCGGUACUAGGACAUCGACUAGAAAAUGGUCGCGCAAUAGUUUUUGGUACUAAGAAGUAA
Messenger RNA from Fusarium redolens, 540 nucleotides. RefSeq lists its product as uncharacterized. NCBI's taxonomy places the organism in Eukaryota, Fungi, Ascomycota, Sordariomycetes, Hypocreales, Nectriaceae. Bases 1 to 540 code for a protein of 179 amino acids. The transcript is spliced from 3 exons. The record is from RefSeq and is a predicted model, not a curated record.